This is a messenger RNA of Synchiropus splendidus (mandarinfish), 1419 nucleotides long. It is a transcript of the gene sirt5, whose product is annotated as sirtuin 5. The transcript has 9 exons. Gene Ontology annotation, molecular function: protein-malonyllysine demalonylase activity; protein-succinyllysine desuccinylase activity; NAD+ binding. The record is from RefSeq and is a predicted model, not a curated record. NCBI's taxonomy places the organism in Eukaryota, Metazoa, Chordata, Actinopteri, Syngnathiformes, Callionymidae. Bases 110 to 1000 code for a protein of 296 amino acids.
UCAUGACACAUUUACGACCUCUCACCCAGUCUGCAGCGGUCUACAUAAACAACACAACUCCGCUACUGACCAGCAAGUGUCGAGUUGCGCGGCUGAUCGAGCAGUGAGGAUGCUUCUCCGCCGGCAAGUCUUCCAAGUCGGCCUUCGCCUAUGUUCCAGUCAUGUGACUCAAGGGCCACUGGUGGACACGCGGCCGAGCUCUGACAUGUCCGAGUUCCGUAAAAUCUUCUCCAAAGCCAAACACAUUGCAAUCAUCACAGGUGCUGGUUUGAGUGCUGAGAGCGGAGUUCCGACUUUCAGGGGUGAAAAUGAAAAAUGGAGGAAAUGGCAAUCUCAGGACCUAGCCACCCCCGAGGCCUUCUCCCGCACGCCGUCGCGAGUGUGGGAGUUCUAUCACUACAGAAGAGAGGCUGCCCUGCACAAAAAGCCCAGCGCUGUUCAUCUGGCCAUCGCGGAAUGUGAAGCACGUUUGAGGAAACAGGGACGCUCUGUGGUGGUGAUCACCCAGUGCAUCGAUGAUCUGCUGCACCAGGCAGGAUGCAAGCACGUGCUCAGGAUUCAUGGCAGCCUGGCGGAGACGCGAUGUGUUAGUUGUGGUCAUGUGACGGUGAACAAGAAAAGCCCCAUAUGUUCCGCCCUGAAAGGCAAAGGAUCACCCGGUCCAGAUGUUGAUGAUGCCCAGAUUCCGGUGGAUAAACUGCCCAGAUGCAAGGAGAGUGACUGUCACGGUCUGUUGAGGCCCAACGUCGUGUUUUUCGGCGAAACUUUGGACUCUCACAUUCUGACCAAAGUGGAGAAAGAGUUAGAAACCUGCGACCUGUGUCUUGUGGUGGGAACGUCUUCCAUUGUUUACCCGGCAGCCAUGUUCGGACCGCGAGUGGCUUCCAGAGGCGUCCCAGUGGCCGAAUUCAACACGCAAGUAACCCCGAAAACAGAGUACUUCAACUUUCAUUUCCAGGGUCCAUGUGGAACAACACUUCCUCCAGCCAUUGCCCCAUGAGUCGCUGAGGAAUCCGAUCUUUUUGAAAUUCCUGAAUUUUUCUGUGGAUGUGGGGUUACAUUUAAUUCCAAAUAACUGCCUUACAGAGUUUCGACUUCAGCUUUAGCAACCAUACUUGAAUAAACUUGCAUAACUGGAACGAACGAACGGUUUACAAGAUAAAGGAAAAGGGAAUGCACCAUGAAUGUCGACCUUGAUCUUUAGCUGACACAUCAAAUAUGCUGUACAUUGAAAUUCUGGGGUGUGGCGGAACACACGAUGGAGACUGUCCAGUGCCUUUUAACUCAACCAAUCUCUCGCUUUAACGUCUCAUGUUACAAAGAUUUAUACAGUUGUUUCUGUCUCCGGCUGUUGUUGCGAUUCACAUGUUACAGAUUUAUGAACAGAUAUGUCUUCUAUUAUUAAAGCACUACACCAGC